AUCGGGAUGUUUUGAGAAUAUAUUAUGAUAUAUAUAUAUAGAAGCUUAAAUCUAAAUCUGUUAGACGUUUUUUGUGAGAUAAAACAAUAAAAUUUUUAGGUUAAAGUAGAUAAUAUUUCUUCGAUUGGAUGCGGGUUUAUACAAAUGGUAUUAAAGUGAUCACUAAAAUAUUUGCGGGAAUUAAGUGCUACAUGAUGAGAGCCACCUCUAGAAUUUCAACAUCUGGUAUAAUCCCAUGAUUUGUGUGUACUUUGUGUUGGGCUUGUCCAACAUUUGAUAUGAUUCGAUGGAUCUGUGUAGAGAUCUAAACCCAAAUCUAUGAUGUCUCCAAUAUCUGGUGUAAUCUUGUGAUCUGUGUGUGCUUUAUGUUGACCUUGCCUAACGUUUGUUGUGAUUCAAUGCAUCUAUGUGAUGUGAUUUGAUGAAUCUGUUUAGAAAUUUAAAUCCAAAUUUGUGAGGUCACCAUAAUACAUAUACGUUGAACAUGUACAUGAAUGAAGCAUAAAUACCACUAUUUUUUCACCCUAUCAUUUUGUGCCACAUCAUAUUUUUCCACCACUAAAUGUUGAAUUGAAGUAACUUCAGGUAGCUAACCUUGGUUUUGUUUCUAUUGAAACAGACUGCUCAAGUCACAAAAUCUGUCAGGUAUUCUCCCUGCAGAAUUGGUCAGGCUCCCUUUCCUCAAAGAAAUUGAUCUCACUCGCAAUUACCUUAGUGGCGAAAUUCCUCCACAAUGGGGUUCUAUGCAACUGAUCGACAUUAGCCUUCUUGGAAAUCGUUUAACAGGUUUAAUCCCAAAAGAGUUGGCAAAUAUAAGCACUCUGACCAGCUUAGUCCUCGAGGAAAAUCGUCUUUCGGGAACUUUGCCUCCAGAGCUUGGGAAUCUAACAAACAUUGAAAGAAUGCAUCUUAGUUCGAACAAUUUUAGUGGAGAAUUGCCUGAAACAUUUGCUAGGCUCACUACAUUAACGGAAUUUCGUAUUGAUGACAACAACUUCACAGGAAACAUUCCCAACUUCAUCUUCCAGAAUUGGAAGAAACUUGAGAAACUAUACAUUCAGGCUAGUGGUUUGAGUGGGCCAAUUCCAGCCAUUGUUGCUUUGCAAAAUUUAACUGACUUGAGAAUUAGUGACUUGAAUGGAGCUGAAGCAUCUUUUCCGCGACUUAGUAAUUUGCCUAAAUUGAAAAGACUGAUAUUGAGGAGUUGCAAUCUCACCGGACCGCUGCCUGAUUUUAUUGGGGAAUUGACAACAGUAAAGAUCUUAGAUCUCAGCUUUAACGGACUCAGUGGAAAAAUUCCAGACACACCUUCUUCCCUUAAUAAUUUGGAUCAAUUGUUUUUAACUGGAAACAUGUUUACUGGACCAAUACCUCGAUGGAUACUGGAAACAAAAAAUAACAUGGAUCUUUCAUAUAACAACUUCACAGACAGAGUACAAUGUCAACAAAGUGGCUUGAAUUUGUUUGCAAGCACUUCAAGGAUCAAUAACUCAGGAACUGUUUCAUGUUUGGGAAGCCCUCAAUGUCCAGCAAAACUUUUGCGCUUUCUUUAUAUAAACUGUGGAGGGAGAGAAGAAAAAGUUAAUGGUAACACUUAUGAAGCUGAUACUGAUAAAGUUGGGCCUUCUACAUUUCUCCUAAGUGCUACAAAUUAUUGGGCAAUUAGCAGCACUGGUAUUUUCUUGGAUGAUAAUUCAAAAGACGACUUUGUUAUCGACCUUCCGAACAUUACACAACUUUCUAAGAAUGAUCGUCAACUAUACACAACUGCACGCCUUUCACCUAACUCUUUGACUUACUAUGCAUUCUGUCUGAAGAAUGGAACAUACAAUGUGAGCCUUCAUUUUGCGGAGAUACAGUUCACUGAUGAUGAGUCAUUUAGCAGCUUAGGGAGGCGGAUAUUUGAUGUUUACAUUCAGGGAAAGCGGGAGCUGAAGGAUUUCAAUAUUAAGGAUGAAGCGGGUGGGAUUGGCAAACCAAUUUUAAAAAACUUUACGGUAUUUGUGACUGAUGGUACUUUAAAUAUUCGUUUGCAAUGGGCUGGAAAAGGCUCUACUUCUAUUCCCCAGAGAGGAGUUUACGGUCCUCUUAUAUCAGCAAUAUCAAUUUUUGAUCCUCAUUAUAAACCUCCAAUUGAAAACCGUGGUGGUAUCUCUGCAAGCGUGGUGGUUGGAAUUGUGGCUGGAGCAACAUUUGCUACCUUCCUGAUUAUGGGUAUUCUGUGGUGGAAUGGCUGUUUAAGACAGAAGAAUACAUUGGAACGAGAUCUUAAAGGUAUAGAGUUGCAGACCAGUUCCUUUACCUUGAGGCAAAUUAAAGCUGCCACAAACAACUUUGAUGCUACUAAUAAGAUUGGUGAAGGUGGUUUUGGUCCUGUUUACAAGGGCAUUCUGGCAGAUGGCACAGAAAUCGCUGUUAAGCAGCUAUCUGCUAAAUCAAGGCAAGGAAACCGUGAGUUUGUGACUGAAAUUGGCAUGAUUUCGGCUCUACAACAUCCUCAUCUAGUAAAGUUGUAUGGAUGUUGCAUCGAAGGAAAUCAAUUGCUGCUUAUAUAUGAGUACCUGGAAAACAACAGCCUUGCACGUGCAUUGUUUGGCCCAGAAGAAUUUCAAUUGAAAUUAGACUGGCCAACAAGACGGAAUAUCUGCAUUGGCAUAGCAAGAGGUUUAGCUUAUCUCCAUGAAGAAUCAAGGUUGAAGGUUGUCCAUAGGGACAUUAAGGCUACCAAUGUGUUGCUCGAUAAGAAUCUAAACCCCAAAAUAUCUCAUUUUGGUUUGGCCAAGCUUGAUGAAGAGGAUAAUACCCACAUCAGCACCCGAAUUGCUGGAACUUAG
Molecule: messenger RNA, 2834 nt
Organism: Durio zibethinus
Lineage: Eukaryota; Viridiplantae; Streptophyta; Magnoliopsida; Malvales; Malvaceae
Source: RefSeq, a predicted model, not a curated record